UUAACAUCAAUCGAUAGGGAAUUUUAUUGUCUUUAAUUUAAGACUGCAUAACAGUUCACCCAAACUCGCGAACAAUUUAAAAAAUUGCAUUUUUUACAUAAGAAAUUGUAUGCAUAAUUACUGGUUCGUUAUCACUUCAGGGAACAAAAUGGUGGAUGCGCUCACCUGGUUUAUAUAGAGCCCUACGCCCUGUUGGCCAGCUUACGAGUAGGAACGAAUCAUGUCUAAUUACGAUUGGGAAGAGGUGAAAAAACUUGCAGCCGAUUUUCGAAGAGCUCAGCUCACUUCCAGUGCUCAAAGGUUAUCAGAGAAGAAUUGUGUAGAAAUAGUAACGAAAUUGGUGCACUUGAAACUCUUGGAUGUUGUAUUUACAAACGAUGGAAAGUCGUACAUCACUCCAAAAUAUCUCAUCAAAGAAAUUAGAGACGAGUUACACGUUCACGGAGGCAGAGUUAACUUGAUCGACGUAGCCAAGUUAUUGAACGUUGAUUUCAAUGUUAUCAAUACCCUAGCCCAUGAUAUCAUUAAAGAAGAUACCAAUGUUCGAAUUAUUCUCGGACAGCUAAUUGAUCAUUCCUACGCCGUUCAUGUUGCCGAAGAAAUAAACGAUCGAUUACAACAACAUGGGAUCAUAAGCGUUACUGAAUUAGCGAGAACUUUCGAUUUACCCGGAGAUUUUAUUCACUCUGUAAUAAAAGAAAAUACUGGAAGAAUAAUAGUAAGCGCUAGACAAGAUAAACAAGAUGCUCAAAGUUACUACACCGAAUCAUUUCUAAAUCAGAACAAGGCUGUAGUUCGUGGUGCUUUCAUCGCUAUAACGAAACCAACUCUGAUCAGCACAAUUAUUAGCCACUGUGGGAUCAAGGAGAAUGUAUUAUUUUCUUUAAUAGAUAGUUUGAUAGAAUCCAAACAAAUUCCUGGAGUACUCACCGAGCGAAUUGGAAACGUGUGCACAUACAUUCCUCAAAUAUAUCUCAAAACGCAAAGCGAAUGGGUGAAUAAUUUCUUCCAACAAAACGGAUACUUGGAAUACGAUGCGUUGAAUCGAGUGGGAAUUAAUGAUCCGAAAGGUUUCAUCGCCAAAUCCCUCAAGUCGGAUGAAAAGCUGUUUUAUUUGCAGAACUGCGCAGUUGGUCAACAACUGCUUGAUCAAAUCGAAGCCACGAUUGAAGAAGUUUUAGCAUCUCGAUCGUGGACUAAUAUUUUGAAUGUUCUUCCAACCGUCAUCGACACCGACGAUGCGGAGAUAUUGUUGAAAAAUGUCACCGAUAAACAACGCUUUUCGUCCAGUAUUCGUGUUUUUAACCAUUCGUACGCCGUAUCCGAUAGUUUUUUGAAUAAAAUUCAAUCAAACAUCGCCGAAAAAAUUAUACCAGAGAAUGUAGAUAAGAUGAUAAAUUCUGGAAAAUACGAGCAAUAUGUGAUCGAAUCUAAACUGAAUAACGCCAAUGACGAAAGCGAAAAGCGUGAACUGUCUAGAAAAGAAGAGCGUAAAAAACGAACAAAUGUUGGUAAAAGUGGAGGUGGCACCCAAGGAAGAGAAACUAAAACGAGAGUAACCAAAAAGAAAUACGGUCAAAAAAGUACCAACAAGGCGGACUCUGACGAAGAAGAAUCGAAAAACCAUGGAAUAUCCAUCGCUCUGGAACUUGUCACUUACGAUGAGAUUAGAAACGUGAUCGAGCUCGACGAAUCGUUUCAAGAUGAAUCCGACGAUUGUGCAGAUUUCAUCGAAGAACUGCUACAAUAUUUCUAUCCCUCGAUUAACAAAACAGCGUUGAGUUUGGCUCAAUCGGCUUACGAAACGCGUCUAGCAAAUUUGCACAACACCAAACGCAAAAUGAACGCCGAGUUACAAGACAGUAUCAUAUCGACGUAUCAGAACCUGAAACAUUAUUACAAAGGGAUUAAAGAAUUCAACGAUGCCGAAUGUCAACUCCAGUUGUCUAAAUAUCUACUGAAGUCGACUGGAACGCAGUUGAUCAAUACCUGUUUCACAUUCAUCAGCGAUAAGAACGAAGAUAUUAGUUCCACCGAGGCACGUAAUAAAGUAUUAUCCACUAUUGACAAUAAAGAACUCAAGGAAACGUUCGUUAAAUUAAAUAAAAGUGUUGGCGGAAAUUCAGUCGAUGAAUUUAUGAAUGCUGUUGAAGAUGCUCUCGCGAUUUUGAAUAUAAUGAUGAAGAAAAUGGAUAAGAAAAAAGAGAAAACGCUACUAGAAUCUCACAGACAAGCAUUGAUCGAAAAGCUAAAAGAAACCGAAGACCCGCCGCUGGUUUUGCAUCUAGUUUUGUUGAUAUUGUUUCAAAAUAUCACGCAGAAUAUUUUAAACGCUUCUGGUCGUUUUGUGUCUAAUAUUUUGUCCUUGCUCGGAGAACGCAUCGAUGAAAAUAAUUUUGCUGUGCUCCAACAAUAUCACGGAAACGUGCUGAAAUUGUUCAAACUCAGUGAAGAUGACGAAGAUUAUGUGAAAAUAUCAGAAGAACUGAAGGAAGUUACGGAAAAAGUCAAACAAAUGGCUCUAACUUUUUCAAAUAAAUAAUUUCGUUGUUAGUUUAUUUUUACACAUUACAAUUUUUGUUUUAAAA
Messenger RNA from Planococcus citri (citrus mealybug), 2588 nucleotides. RefSeq names its product UFM1 specific ligase 1 (gene Ufl1). Lineage: Eukaryota; Metazoa; Arthropoda; Insecta; Hemiptera; Pseudococcidae. Gene Ontology annotation, cellular component: endoplasmic reticulum membrane. Gene Ontology annotation, molecular function: UFM1 ligase activity. The coding region runs from base 221 to 2542 and encodes 773 amino acids. The transcript has 14 exons. Gene Ontology annotation, biological process: response to endoplasmic reticulum stress; regulation of proteasomal ubiquitin-dependent protein catabolic process; protein K69-linked ufmylation. The record is from RefSeq and is a predicted model, not a curated record.